Tetrahymena thermophila SB210 is the source of this 228-nucleotide messenger RNA. RefSeq lists its product as hypothetical. The record is from RefSeq and is a predicted model, not a curated record. The transcript has a single exon. Lineage: Eukaryota; Ciliophora; Oligohymenophorea; Hymenostomatida; Tetrahymenidae.
AUGUAUAAAAUUAAUAAAUUGUAAAUUCCUUUAUAGAUUCAAAUCAAUGAUAAUUUUACUUUCAUAGAAGGAUUUGACAAUGAAUAUUUACAGUUUACUAAUUUUAAAAAUUAAAAGUCUGUUUUUAUCCAUAAAUUUUAUCAAUAGUAAGAUAGAGCAUUAGAAAUCGAUCAUUUUGAUUGUAAAAGUCUAUCAAUGCAAAUUUAUGAAAAAAAAUAAAGAAUGUGA